AUGGCUGACGAGUACGGUGACUUGAAGCAGAUGUUGCAGCAGCAGUUGAAGCUGAUGGAGGCUCUGACCGUCAAGCUAUCCAAUUCAUCCAUGGGCCAAUCAAGCGCGGCUGGUGGUUCACAAUCUGUUGAUCACAUUGCCGGCAGCAUCACUGAAUUCCUGUAUGACCCGCAGGCCCAUAUCACCUUUGAGUCCUGGUACAAACGAUACGAGGACUUGUUUUCUGUCGAUCUGGCUGCCCAGGACGAUGCAUGGAAGGUUCGACUCCUACUUCGCAAACUGCGUCCGGCUGAACACGAGCGUUAUGCAAACUUCAUCCUCCCCAAGAAUCCCCGAGAGGUCGCUUUCAAGGACACGGUUGUGACGUUGUCGCAGAUUUUUGGUGAGCAAUCAUCCCUCUUCAACACUCGAUUUCAGUGUCUGCAACUGUGCAAACGAGAUUCCGAUGAUUUCAUCACAUAUGCGGGCAUUGUUAAUCGUGAAUGUGGGCGUUUCCAACUCGGUUCUCUCCCUGAAGACCAGUUUAAAUGCCUUAUAUUUAUCUGCGGCCUCCAGUCCCCCAAGGAUGCUGAUAUCCUGACACGUCUCCUGUCCAAAGUGCAGCAGAACAACUCUACCACACUCCAAGAGCUGGCAGCAGAGUGCCAAACGCUGAUCAAUCUCAAGCACGACUCUGCAAUGAUUCAGAACCCUGCCUCAUCUUUCUCAGUCCAUACGGUCACAUCGACCAGAUCGCAUCCUGUUACACGGCCCAAGCAAGUGUCCAAGUCGAGAUCUCCGCCAUCUCCUUGUCGGCACUGUGGCGCGUGGCAUUUCCACCGGGAUUGCACUUUCCGCCAGCACCGCUGCCAAAGCUGUAAUCAGGUGGGACACCGUGAUGGGUUCUGCAAAUCAGUACCAGCUUCUGGAGGCAAGCCAGCCCCCGCCACUCCUAAUUCCAGGCACCGCUUCCGGCCAAAACGCAAGCCCAAACCCCAGUCCGUUGGUAAUUCUCUGA
Messenger RNA from Spirometra erinaceieuropaei, 997 nucleotides. The record is from the annotation of a GenBank genome assembly. NCBI's taxonomy places the organism in Eukaryota, Metazoa, Platyhelminthes, Cestoda, Diphyllobothriidea, Diphyllobothriidae.